AUGAAUAUUCCUCAAGGUGUCUCAGCUCCAGCACCUAACCAGGUACGCAAGCUUGUGAAAUCUCUUUAUGGUUUGAAACAAGCUAGCCAUCUGAAGACUUCCUUGCAUCAGUCAUUCCAAAUUAAGGAUCUUGGUGAACUCAAAUUCUUUCUAGGGCUUGAGGUGGCUCGCUCUUUUAAAGGUAUUACACUAUGUCAACGGAAGUAUUGUCUUGAAUUACUUCAAGAUGCUGGAUUAACAGGUUGUAAACCUGCAUCUACCCCUUUAGAUGCCUCUAUUCGCCUCCAUAAUGAUAACGGUUCUUUGAUGCUGAUUAGGGAGGGUGUAUUGACACCAGGAGAUCUAUCUCUGGCUAUUGCUUCUUCAUUGGCAGGAGUGAUACGUUUGCUUCCGGUUCCUUCCCAAGCUCAGGCUGCUGACGUUUUCACUAAAGCUCUUGACCUCAUCCCUUCUUUGAGUGUCUUUGCAAGCUUCCUUUGGUCGACAUCCACCAACCUCAAGCUUGUGGGGGGAAGUGCUAAGAAAGUACUAAGAAAGUUAGGAGAACAAAGUGAAAACUGUUGUAUCAUUGAGGAGAAGAAGAAAGGGACUCUUGCUAGCAUGUUGAUGAGAGAGUUAGGAAUUAGGAUGCUACAAGAUCAGUUUAAUGUUAGAUUUUCAACAUCUCAGGUGUUGAGUUUGGUGAUGAAUAAACUCUAUAAGCAAUUUGUUGAGAAAGACAUCAAAGAGUUUGAAGCAUUCCAUGUUGCUAUUCUUGAUACCUUCAACACAAUUAACAUGGCUCUACCGGGGAAGCAUUAUGAUGCCCCGUCAUAUAAGGAUAUAAAGGAAAUUUCAAAACGUUGGGAAGAAUCUAAUGAAGAAGCUAGAAAGGAGAUGUUCAGAGACUUCGUGAAUAAGAAUGUGAAUCUCAACAAAGUAGAUGAAUCUAUGAUAAUCACUGCAAUAGUGGCACCACCAGCAGCCAUGGUGGCUAAAAGAACCGGACAAGGAACGUUCCCUUCGCUAAAAUUUAUGAAUGCCAUUCCUGAUGUUGUGUUUGUUCCUUCAGCUACUGUUUUGGCUCUCAUUGCUGUCAAAAUCCUAAGGUUAAUGUUCAUAGGCAAUGGCACGACAUCAAAGGUUGCAACAGGGUCACUUGUUGAUCAUGUAGUGCAGCCUUUAAGUGUUGAUAAUAUUCUUCCACCUGCUGCACCUGAAACUACAUCAGAUCAUUCACAGCAAGACAUAUUAAAACCCGAAUCGGAUCAUUCACAACAAGAGAUACCAAAACAUGCACCAGAUCAUUUACGGCAAGACAUACCAAAACCUGUAUUGGAUCGUUCACAACAAGACAUACCAAAACCUGCACCGGAUCGUUCACAGCAAGACAUACCAAAACCUUCACAGCAAGACAUACCAAAACCUGCACCGGAUCAUUCAGAGCAAGACAUACCAAAAACUGCAUCAAAUUAUUCACAACAAGACAAAAAUAUUAGAUACCCUAAUGUACCACUAGACCCCCUUAGCGCUCAAUCUUUAGAGAUAAAAGUCCUAAAAAAUGGACAAAGACUAAGGAUGACGAUGUUGAACACUGUUAGAAUAUCUCACAAUCACUCUAAAGAUACAAGGUGUUAG
Messenger RNA from Vicia villosa (hairy vetch), 1617 nucleotides. RefSeq lists its product as uncharacterized. NCBI's taxonomy places the organism in Eukaryota, Viridiplantae, Streptophyta, Magnoliopsida, Fabales, Fabaceae. The record is from RefSeq and is a predicted model, not a curated record. The transcript is spliced from 8 exons. The coding region runs from base 1 to 1617 and encodes 538 amino acids.